AAACGCACCUUUAGCAUAUUUUUUCGGCCAUUUCCGGUUGUGUGUUUUACAGACGCUCCGUGUCUCUCUGAAGCUAUUGUCGUUUUUAAGUUGAAGGCUAUAUCUAAGUCUCAUUUAUGGAGCGAUAAGUAAUUUUCAUUAUUAUACAGUUUUUUUGUUCGUUUCAAAAUACGUGUGUGAUGUGGUAGCAUGAUAGUAAUGACAAGCAGCAAAACCCAUCCCAUCGAGAGAAAACCUGACGGUUGUGUAAAUAGCGCGUAGUGGUGUCUGCGCGUAUGUUAUGCGCAUUCGGGGACAGAUGAGCGCGGGAUCGUGCUACUCAGACGCAAGGGGACUGUAGAACGGGUGCUUAUGCGAGGAUACGUUGAAUGGAGUUUAUACGAAGUGUCGGGUAACGUAAAAUUAACGUUUUUCACGCGUCAUUUGUUAAAGCACGCGGCAUAAGGGUUUGGUCCCGAAAGGGCCUCACGAUGGACGGGGCCAGCGUGAAUGGCGGGAACGCCGAUGAGGUGCGCGAGAAUUCUAACCUAGAAAUGACUGAAAUGCUGGAGUUUGAAGAGAUGCCAAUUAAAGUUGAAUCAACUAUAAAAAUGGACUGUCAAGAAGUGAACGGCGACGUUAAAAGUUCACCGAAAAAGAGUCCGCCGCCGGUUGUUAGAAGAAAGUUACGAAAAUUCAAAGCCAAUUCAACUAGUACCAUUGAAAGUGAUACAAGUACAAAAGGACGCAAGCGGAAGCUUUCGGAACCCGAUGAUGUUAGCUCUGAGGAGUCAAUGGAAUUCAAUGGAUUCGAUGUACAGGGAGAUAAUGAAAUGGAAACAGGAAGUCACGUUCUGAGAAAACUAAUUGCUGAAGCUGAAGUAGCAGAAGCUCAAUUGGCAAAACGGUUUAGAUAUAGUACAAGAAAAAAUUUUGAUGGAAGGAACGAUGAUGAUUCAGAUGACAAUAGGAUGCAUAGUUACGAUUCGGAACAUAUAUUAGAUAUAGAUAAGAUAAAAAAGGAAAAGGAGUCUGAUAAAUCUGAAACGGAUUCGAUUGGUUUACCAAAUACUAUGGAGUCUGAAACAGAAGUACAAAAAACAGAAGAAGCUUCAAUUAAGUCUACAAAUUCAUCUGCUACUAGUAGUCCAGCAACAUCGCAGAAAUCUAAAGGUCGUAUGGCACGUGGGGUUAGUCCAGGAAGUACAGCAAAACAAAAACUGACUGUUGAUAUGACAAAUCCUGCAUUCAAAGAACCUUUCAAAUAUGGUUGGAAGCGAGAAUUAGUAUUUAGAGCAAGUACUGAUUCAACCCUCAAAAGAAUGGCAGAUAUUUACUACUAUACACCAAAGGGAAAGAAAGUGAGAAGUUUUAGAGAAGUUGCAGAAUUUCUUAAUACGAAAGAGUUAACUAUUGAUAAUUUUACGUUCUUCAAAGAACCAAUUGGCAUUGAUGAUCCAGAGAAGGAAAUUAUUCGAGAUGCAAAAAGAAUGAGAGGAUCUAUGGGAACAGCUCCUUCCAGAAAAAGCUUUGCAUAUAAGAAAAGUACACCUGGAAGGAGGGCUGCAGAACCACCACCGGCUGCUCCUGUAUCUGUGCCCACAAAAGCUAAAUCACCGAAAACUCCAACUACAGGGUUUAAAGUCAAAGUGCCUGGAAAGAGAACUCCACAAAUAACAGAAAUAAAAUCUUCCGAAGAAAGCGAGAUGCUUCCACCUCAAAGAACCACAAGCACAAGAAGAAGUCAGCAAAUAGUAGAAAAACCACCACCUCCUAAGCCCAAGAGACAACUAACGCCCAAAGUUCAAGAACCGUGCAGUAUAAGAUGUUCAACGAGUAUGGGGUUGAUACCGAGCUUACAAUGUAGCGUGUGUCUGUGUUUAUAUCAUCCUGAAUGUGUUGAUGGUAUGGAAUUCGCGGGAAAUGAUGAUUACGUUUGCAAGAACUGUCAGCAGGAUACUAAUGAAUCUCAGCAAUCUCAAACAAAUCCAUCUUUGACACCUCCUCCACUGAUACCGAUUAGUAUGUUAGGCACGCAAAAUGCGAAAACGAAGCAUCAAGCAAAUUCAACUCCACCAAAAUUGCAAAGAAUCCCAAAAUCCGACAGUGCAGAUUCACAGUUACGAAAUGUUACUAAAGUUACGAAAGUACCUCCUUCAGCAACAUAUUCUCCUUCAAAUUCAGAAAAAAAAGAGAGCAGUUGGUAUUCUCAGACAGAAAAUGAAUUUUUACAAAGUCACGAUGGAACUUUACCGAAACCAGCUCAAAAUAUUGCACUGAUGGGAGGCAAAAAAUACAUUGUUGUACCAAAAAAUAAUGCCAUGGCUGUUCAACCAGCUAUAACAGUGAAACCUGAUAAAAUUGGUGAUAAACCUCCAAUACUUCAGGAUGGAUCGUUUACCGAUAUUUCAAACGCCGCUGAAAAUUCAUUGACCGCAAGGUCACACUGUACUUCGACAAAUUCAUUAGGCAAGGAUAUCGAUAAGUUAAAUGAUAAGAAUAUAUCAAAAGAUAUUACACGUACAGAAAUCACUGCAUGUACUGUGGAGGAACAAAGAGAAGAAACGUGCAAUAACAGUAAUAAAACAGAAACGUUAAGUGUAAAUAAAUCAGAAAACGAUAGAUCUAAUCUAAAGAUAGAUCAUACAGUAGAACCCGAGAAAUUAGUUACAACUAAUAAAUCUCCUGACAGGACGACGUUAGUAAAUAAUUUAAAUACAAUUAGCAAUGAUAAAAUUGAUUCGUCUCAGUCAGUCACAACUAGUUUGGGUACUAUUAAAAUAAGUAGCAAAAGGAAGCAAAACCAACAGGAAACAGAACAGCAACAACAUUUUAUGGAUUCGGUCUGUGCUGGAUAUCAUGCGUUACUACGUAUAUUCCAGUAUCUUAAGGUUCAAGAAUUACUUCGAGCUGCUAGGGUGUGUAAAAUGUGGAGGGACUUAGCUGCACAUCCUUCAUUGUGGAAAACUGUGCGAAUGAAAAAUAGUCAAGUAACAGAUUGGGAUGGUUUAGCAGAUACGUUGCAAAGGCGUGGUACUCAACAUUUAGAUCUACGAAAAAUGCUUGUAGCGGGCGAAUCCGAUAGCAUUUGGAAAAAGUUUUUGAUAGUUAUACCACGUGUAACUAGUCUCGUCAAACUAGAAUUGUGUAGAUGUCCUGUGAUGGUAGUGGAAGAAGUUAUAAGUAGCUGUCCCCAGUUGGAGGUAUUGAGUGCAAUGUCAAUAAAAUGCGAUACCUUAAAUUUGGAGUCAGUUGGAAAUCUUAAACGUUGCCAAGAGUUGAGGCUGAAGGCAAUAAGCGGAAUGUCUCUACAAGAAGAUCUCACGCCUUUACAAGAGUUAACGCAUUUAACGCAACUUAGUUUAACGUCUGUUAAAGAACUUGGAAAGAAAAAAAUCGAUAUUAUACAGAAUUUACCGAAUUUGGAAACAUUGGAAUUAGGAGAGUGUUCCGACUUUCCAGAUAAAUUUGGUACCACCGUUUUAAUAAAACUACAGAAAUUGGAGCGCCUUAGGCUUGAAAAAGGGCAAGGUUCGUGUUGCACAUUUGAUAUUUUAGAGGGUGUAUCUAAAUUACAAAAUUUAAGUCAAAUGGAAUUGGUCAAUUUCGAUGUGAAAAACGGCUUCGACAAAUGUCUUGCAAAUUGUAAAAAUAUUAAAAGGCUAUUAAUUAUACCAACCUACAUAUCUCAGUCCGCAACGUCUAACAACAUGGUGCUUGGCGGUGUUACUGAAUUGUCGAAUAAUUUGACACAUUUUGUAUGGGGCGUUACGCUCGAGUUACUUAGGGUUACCGAAUUAUUUGUUGAUCAGUGUAAUUUGAUGAGUAAGCAAGUUACUGGUGAUUCAAUACCAGUUUUAAAACCAGUGCCCUGUUUAAAAUUAAUUGAAGAUGUAGAAGAUGAAAAUGACAAUCAAAAAGGUGAUGAUAAACAACCAAACUUAACAAAUCCGCAAGUGGAUAUAUUACCGUUACCACAACUUCAAAAACUCUUAUUAACUGCAUUGCCCAAAACACGUGUUAAAAUCUUAAAAAUUCCUUUCCACGCAACGUGGCGGCAAAGCAUUUCAGAUACUGCUACACAAUAGAAACGGGGAUUAAAUAGAAUUGUAUAAAUACACAUGCUACAAAGAGAAGAAAAUAACCUGACACAAGAAAAUUAGAAGUUUUUGUGAAUUUGACUACACAGUGUCUGCACAACUUAUUCCAGUAAUAGUGAAUCGGGACAAAAAGUAAUUUAAUAUUUAUGUAUUAUGUGUUUUGUAGUCUUCAACAAUUCCCCUUAAAUAGUGUACUGAUUACACUCUACGGUAAUUGCAAAUACUGUUUUCGUUCAAGUUUUUAGUGAUAAAAACAGGGGACCAUAAGUGCAUCGCGUACGGUUUUGGCUACAAAGCAAAAUUCCAUGAGAGGCUGGUAUCCUUGUGUAAAUCGUUUGAACAAAGAAAGUCUUAAAUUUUGUAGAUUAUUAUAUAUGAUGCUCCUUUCAUAUACGGUCAUCAGAUUAUUUGAUAUAUUGUAAUGCGUAUCAUCUACGUGAAGUGACAUGUUCAAAUUUGAAAAAAAUGAGGAAUGUACAUGUUUAUCAUUAUUACUGUAUGAAAUUAAGAUACGAAAGCGUCGCGCACAUUUAUUGAAAGGGGAUUGAAAAAUGAAGUAUGCAGUUUUCGGUUUUUACAAGUAUGUAGAACUAUUGAAAGUAAGGCGUUGUGUCGAGGUAAAUUAUACUUUUUUAUUUCGUGACAUACAACGGACUUCGAUAAAAUUCUAUUGAGGUAGCAGUGAAAGAAGGAACGAAAUCAUGUGGUCUAUAAGGCUCUACUUAGAGGUUAGGCUGUAUAAAUAACGGUAUAUAUUACUAUAACUAUAUGUGUAUCUUUAAUAUUUAAGAUACGAGUUUUCCGCUGCAAAGAAGUUAUAAAAAAGUUUAUGGGUAACGUUGUAGAAUAUGUAACAUACUUACAAUUCUGCACAAUUCAUAAUCAAAUAUAUUAUUAUAAAAAAUGUAGUGGUUUAUCUAUAUUGAGUACAAACUACGUAAUUAUCAUAAAUUCCCUAAUCAGGGGUUUUAAAUUCUUUUUCAAAUAUUAUAAUUAUUUUUUCCCUUCCUUCCUUUUAUUUCAUUUUUCAGGAAUAAUGUAUAAUAUAAUAGAAAAUUUGAUUUUAUUCUGAAAGAAUGAGCAUAAAAAGAAUAUUAGGAACUUUAAGUUUAUGUCGCACAUCUAACUUUUAAAUAAUCUAAUGAAAAUUAUUCUACAAGUCGUACUAUGUGUAAGUGAAUUUAAUUUCCACUUAUAUCAGAUUAAUUGUUGUGCCAAUUUGUUAUGUUUAAUAACGUCGUAUUUUUGGCGCAACUUCUAAUUCGUUAGCUUUUGCAAAAAGAUUUUACAAUUAGUUAUUUCACUUUGCAGCGUGAAAAUUCAAAUAAUUGUUUUAUUAUACUAUUUUUAGUUGUACACAAAUUGUAUAAUUUAUAAACAUUAAAGGGGAUCUAUAAAUGCACUAUUCUAGUUAACACGUUGAAUGUAUGAAAAAAAUAUUAAAUGAGCUGUGAAUACUAUUGAAUUAAUCCUAAGGUUAAAUAAUACAUUUUCAUGGCUUUUUGCCUUGAUAUAAAUAUUACAAAUACUUUUAUA
Nomia melanderi (Alkali bee) is the source of this 5615-nucleotide messenger RNA. RefSeq lists its product as uncharacterized. Gene Ontology annotation, molecular function: DNA binding; protein binding. The record is from RefSeq and is a predicted model, not a curated record. NCBI's taxonomy places the organism in Eukaryota, Metazoa, Arthropoda, Insecta, Hymenoptera, Halictidae.